Dictyostelium discoideum AX4 is the source of this 411-nucleotide messenger RNA. RefSeq lists its product as hypothetical. The coding region runs from base 1 to 411 and encodes 136 amino acids. Lineage: Eukaryota; Evosea; Eumycetozoa; Dictyosteliales; Dictyosteliaceae. The record is from RefSeq and is a predicted model, not a curated record. The transcript has 2 exons.
AUGGAGGAAGAGGAGAAUCAAGGUCUCCUUCAAAAUGAUAAUAGUACCAAUUUUAGUGAUCAAGAUAAACAUUAUAGUUCAAAUAUAAAUGAAAAAUAUUAUUAUUAUGAUGAAAAUACACCAAUAAAACAAAAUGGCUUUUGGGGUAAACCAAAAGUUAAAGUUUUUGUUUAUCAUUUUUUAUUCGUUUUCUUAUCAAUAGUUUAUUUAUCUAUAUCAGUAGGUUUACCAUACUUAAACAAAGCAAUUUUAAGUUCAGAGUAUCAAUUUCCACUUACAUCAAGUUUAUUUCAAACAAUGGGUGCAAUAGUUAUAUUAUUAAUUUUUAAUUUAGCUCAAUAUCGUUAUCAAAGUGGUGAUUUGGUUCAAAAGAGUUAUUUCUUUGAUAAGAAUUUUAUUAAAAAAAGGUAA